Messenger RNA from Penicillium pulvis, 1125 nucleotides. Its product is annotated as RHO alpha subunit C-terminal catalytic domain-containing protein. The transcript has a single exon. The record is from RefSeq and is a predicted model, not a curated record. NCBI's taxonomy places the organism in Eukaryota, Fungi, Ascomycota, Eurotiomycetes, Eurotiales, Aspergillaceae. Gene Ontology annotation, molecular function: iron ion binding; 2 iron, 2 sulfur cluster binding. The coding region runs from base 1 to 1125 and encodes 374 amino acids.
AUGUCCUUCUUGAGGAAUUUCUUUGGCACCAGCAACACGCCUGUUGCGCCCAAGGACGAGAAAACUCCCGUUCGUGCCCUGCCUGCUUCCUGGUACACCUCCCAGGACAUGUACGAGCUUGAACGACGAGCAAUCUUCUCCCGCAAAUGGCUCCUGACUACACACAAGCACCGUGUCGCUAACCCUGGUGACUCGGUCCGAUACGACGCCGCCGGUUUCGAGUUCAUCAUCCUCAAGGACCACCAGGGAACCAUCAGUGCCGUUCUCGCUGACGAUCUUGCCCCUGUGCACCUGCACAUCGACCGAAAUGGAUUUAUCUGGGUGAACAUGGAUGCAUCCGAGACUCCCGAGGUAGCAUGGAAAGACGACUUCGACGGUGUGGAUGAGCAAGCCCGAUACGUCCACUACGAUUUUGAGAAUUACAAGUUUGACCACACAUGGGAUAUGGAGGGUGAAUUCAACUGGAAGAUUUUGGCAGAUAACUAUAAUGAGUGCUACCACUGUCUGGUCGCCCACCCGGAUAUCCCCACUAUCGCCGAUCUGAACUCAUACUAUGUCAAGACGAAGGAUGGACACAUUCAGCACUAUGGUGCUGCCCGUGAAGAUCAGAUCGAAAAGGGUUUCCGGAUAGCUACUACUUAUUUCUGGCCGAACGCUUCUUUCAACAUCAGCCCCAACUUCUUCUUCAUGCAGCGCUUUACUCCGAGCAGCCCUACCAAGUGUGUCAUGCGGUACGAGGUCUACCGUCAUAAGGAUGCUACCGAUGAAGCAUUCACAGUUAUCAGUGAUAUGUACAAGCGUAUCAUGUCGGAAGACAAGUACCUCUGUAUCCUCUCACAGAAGAACUUGAAUGCUGGUGUCUUUGUCAACGGCGAGCUGCACCCUGAGAUGGAGGCUGGUCCGCUUCACUUUCAGAAGACGGUGCGCGAAGUGGUUACGGAGCACCACAAGAAGGAGAGGGAAGCUGGUCAUGAGAUCUGGCCUGCUGCUGAGCGCUACCAAAAGUCUGCUACCGUCCAAGAGGAGACUGCUGCGCCUCAGUCAGCUCUUGACAGCUGGGCUGUGGAGAAGAACGAGAUGCAGGACUCUUUCCACGGAAACUUUGCUCAGGCAAUUGCAGUCUAG